Messenger RNA from Esox lucius (northern pike), 1125 nucleotides. RefSeq names its product golgin subfamily A member 6-like protein 2. The coding region runs from base 1 to 1125 and encodes 374 amino acids. The transcript has 3 exons. The record is from RefSeq and is a predicted model, not a curated record. NCBI's taxonomy places the organism in Eukaryota, Metazoa, Chordata, Actinopteri, Esociformes, Esocidae.
AUGACAAACCUGAAGAUGCAGAACAUACUGAGGUUGGGCAAAAUAGGAAAGUUGACAGUUAAGAACACAAGACUGUUAGCUGAGAAUGAAAAGGCCAGAGAUGUGUUAGAGAAAGAGAAAGAAAACACAGCAGCAGUCAGACAAACAUUGCUGCACAAGAUAGCAGAGGAGGAAUUUGUGUACCUGGCCAAGGUGGAGACGGGGACAGUGGUCAACAGACUGUCAGAUGAGAAUGAAAAGGUGGACAGGGUCAGAGAGAGGAACAGAUGGAAGUAUAUCAGAAAGGGUUUGGAGACAGCAUUGGCCAAAGCAGAACAGGACAAGAAUCAGACCCUAGAAGCCUGGAAGAAGGAAAGGGGGGCAUGGGCCAGGGUCACCGCUUGUCUGCAAAGUCUCUGGGAUCAACGAGGAGAAAGAUGGAUGAAGGAGAAGGAGGAGGUGAAAGAGAAGAGCACACAGGCAGCAGCUAAUUGGAUGACUGAGCUGAGAGAGAAGGAGAGACUGAUAGAGGCUCUGGAAAGAGAAAAGAUUAUGCUUCUGAGCCAGCAUGAAGAUGAGAAGAGGGGAUGGGAGAUGGAAAAGAGUGAAAUGGAAAAGGAGAGGUUGGUGCUUACAGGAGAGUGGGAUAGAAAGAACAGUGAAAUGGAGAAAAUGAAAAAGGAGAAAGACAGAUGGGUGAUAGAAAAGAAAGAUAUGUUGGAGAGGAUGAAGGAUGCCCACAUUCAGAUGUAUCACAUGCAGACUGUCCUGAGGUUCAGAGAGCAAGAGCAGACACAGAAGGAAACUAAGAAAGCCCAGGAAGCAAAGGAGAAGUGGACUCACUUCAAGAGGCAGGUCAACCAGUUUGUCAGCCACCCUGAGUCACAGGCCCUGACAGACCAGGGCAGAGUGGCACAGGCCCUGACAGACCGGGGCAGAGUGGCACAGGCCCUGACAGACCGGGGCAGAGUGGCACAGGCCCUGACAGACCAGGGCAGAGUGGCACAGGCCCUGACAGACCAGGGCAGAGUGGCACAGGCCCUGACAGACCGGGGCAGAGUGGCACAGGCCCUGACAGACCGGGGCAGAGUGGCACAGGCCCUGUUGUGGCUGGAUUGGAGGGCCUGGAUUUGGGCCCUCCAGUAA